CAUGCCAGGCCCGGACGUCGUACACAGAGGAUGAGGUGCUAUGGGGUCACCGUUUUGAGUCAUGCAUUUCUCUGGAGAAGGAGGCCUUCCGUGUGGACCACAGUGCGUUUGACAAGACCUUUGAGGUACAGAUGUCUACAGACAGCGCUAAAGAGCGCAGUGAUCGACUCAGGAAGAACUCUGUAACAUCGCACUGACACAUCCUUUCUGUUGCUCACAUGGACAUGAUGCAUUUCUAUUGUUGUAUUGCUCCUUGUGCUUAUCAAAUUGUGUUACAGCUCUAUAUAUACAGUCUGUAUGUUCCUAACUUGUGGCCAGGGACCAUUUUGACCUGUGGAUAUGUAGAUCAAAUCCACUCUUCUUUUUAUACCUAUUAAGGGCAGUGCUUAGGAUUCUAUUGGGAUUCUAAUACGAUAAUUAUUUGAUAUUUGGAACAAAUUCUAUAGAAUUUUAGUCCUAGGAUAAAGAAUGAUCCUAUAAGAUUUUUACUUAAAGCCCAUCUAAAGAACUUUAUUUUUUGGUAAUUUAAUUGGACCACCCCCCACCCCCCUCCAAUAUCAGGAGCAAUGAUUAUUUCAUAAUAUUUUUCUUGUGUCUUUGAUAAUGAAAUUAUUUGUUACUUUCUACAUGGUUUAAUUUUAUUCGAAUUGUUUCCAGAUAAUGACCUACAUUUCCCUUGGUGUUUAAUCCAAUUAAAUUACCCUUAUAUCAAAUUGUUUAAAUUAUUUUGGGUUUAAAGUGAAUAUUCUUAUAGGAAUUGAUGUAUAGGAUAAAAAUCCCAUAAGAUUCAUCGCUGUCUCAUGGCUCCCAUUUUGUGUUUAUGAAAGGUAAAUUGCAUGGCCUCCUUUGAGAUUGUGUGAAUAAAGAUUUACCUAACAACUAGCACUCUGCUGCUGUAAUUCUCAUUUGUUUACAAUGAACCACACGGGAUAAUCGCAGGACCUUUCCGCGCACCACAAUGCGCAUGCGCAAAUGACCCAGUCCAAACGCACGUCGACAUGCACGUCUGUCCCGGAAGUGCAUGAAGUGUUGUUCCGCCGGCGCUCAGGCCGCCAUGUCCCCCGCGCGGAGGAGACACUUAGCGCUCUUUUCUGUUCUGGGAAUACUCACUAUCGCUCUUUAUUAUUGGCCUAUUUUACUCUACUUCUCUGUUAUUCUCGCCUUUCUUUUCAUUGUACUUUAUUACCGCAGUCCAGAAGCACUUCUUGCCCGGUUAGGCUUGAAUCCUCCUCGGACUAGAGGGAACAUUCAGAGCGUGCUGCGGCGCUGGCUUUGGGCUUGGAGGGUUAGCGGCGUGUCGGUUCCUCCACGGAGGCUGGAAAAGUUCAUCAGCGGCAAAACCAAGCUCCCAUCCCGGGAACAAGCGCAGCCCUACGACCAUAGGUUUGUACCGGCCGGUCCAUAUCGUCAGGAGGCUCUGAACAGUGAAUCGUUUCUGUUCAGUCCGCGGGACCUGCUCAUGGGUAGUUACAUCGCCAAAGCCGAGAGUCCGCCACCGGAAAACUCACUUCGUGCCAGGGCUUCGCGGAACCCCCGCGAACAGCUGCGACUCGGGCUAGCCAAGCCCAACUAUGCAGUGUACACUCCGAAACGCAGGCUGUCCUUUACCGGAGAGCCAUUGGGGUCAGGGGCCAGGUUCACCAUCACUCCCCAGCGCCACUACCCCCUCCAGCAGCAGGGGGCCUCUCCUUUGGGGAUCCUGCCUCCGCUCAGGUGGGACGGCUUCAAGCAGAAGAGCGUCCUCAGACCCCGGAAUUCUUCUGUCUCCAGCCCAGUGACGGUGAAGAUCGCCCGGCCGGAUGGUGCCUCUCACGGCUUGGAGCAUGUAAGCAGUCUUGUUUUCCCCAGUGGCACAGUGGAUCCCUGUUCCCGAGAGAGUGUGCUCAAGGUGCUGAAAGAGAGCCGCAAGAGGGAGGUGGAGGAGGAGGGGAGCAGCUUCACAGCCCAGCAGAAGAGCAAGAGGAGGCGUAAUGACAGUGGAGGAAGUGCUCAGUCUGCCUUUGAGCCACUACUGCCCAAUGGGAUGUCCAGCCAGCUUAUCCCUAAGCCCGGCAGUCUGAAGAGAGGGCUGACUGUGACAUCAGAGGAGCCCAGUCUGAAGCACUCCCGCACCUCUUCUGUGAGCUCAUCCAGCGGAGGGCCCCUCUUCAGAGGGACCCCCUACAGAGGGACCCCCAGCUCUAACAGGAAUCCCAUCUCCAGCUCCUACAGCUCCUCUAGGGGGAUGGGACAGCGGAAGAGGCCAUUAGCCGUGUCACCUCUGUCCAGCACUGGGCCGUCGCGCUCUCAGACUCCAGAGGGGAGCUCCAAAAAGACCAGGGAAGAGGAGCAAGAAUGUCCCAGCACAGAAUCGUCUGUGAAGUCCGACAGAGCCUCAGGACAGCUGCCUGUGCUGGAUGCAUCGUCGUCUCCUCCCACUGAGCCUUGCACCAGUUCAACGAAACACACUGGGAGUGGAGGGAAACAAAGGCGCAAGAUACAACUGAUGGCACGAGAUCCAAGUCUUUCUCUGCCUCCCCCUCCAGAGCUGGGCUACACUGUCACAGUUAAGGACCUGGAUGAGGAGAAACGCAGCACUCUCAACAAGAUUUGCAAGAUCCUUGAGAUGCCUGCUCCUGAGCCUGCCUCCUCCAGUGCUCCUUCCACUGCUGGCUCUAGUGUAACCCUCAGCACCUCAGUGGUGACUGUGAGUGGCAUCCUGGGUGCCUCUGUGGGCACAGCGGGCAGUGUCCUGGGUGCCUCUGUGAGUGCAGCGGGCUGUGACCUUGGUGCCUCUGUGGGCGUUGCUGGUGGCAGCACCGUUUCGAUCGUAAGCAGUGUGGAUAGUGCCCCAAGUCAGACCAACAUCCUGCUGGAGUCUCUGAAGAGGAAGAGCCCUGCCCCUGCCUCAGUGACUGUAUCGGCACAGGUCCAGCCCACUGUGGCCCUGCAGACCUCAGUUCCUUCUGUCUCUACCUCUGUGAUUCCCACCACCACAGCCCCGUGUCAGCAGUCAUCAGCUCUUGCUCCUGCUCCUGCCCCUGCUCCUGCCCCAGGUCUGUUCAGCCUGCUGUCUACUGCUCCUCCCUCCAGCACAUCCGCUGCCACAGUUACCCCCUCUUUGCUGACCUCAGGCUUCAAACCAAUCUUCAACACCUCCAGCAGCUCCUCCAGCAGCACCUCCAACAGCACAGCUGCUGAUACCAAACCUCUCCAGAACUUUAAGCCAAUUUUUGGCACAGCUCCUGAGAGUUCUGUGCCCGCCCCGGCCUCCUCCUUGGUCUCUGCCUCUACAAACUCUGUGUUCAGUGGCUCCAGUAGCAACACCACAGCCUCUCUGUUCUCCACCAGUGCCGCACCUGUCAGUGGGGGGUUGGCAGUCACACCCAUGUUUGGAAGCUCUUCUGGGAGUACGCUGCAGGUGGCUUCCACUCCUGGGACCAACCCAUCCAGCUCCUCUCAGACUGGAAUGAGCCUUGUACAGACGGCCCCCACUCAGACCAGCAGCAUUGGGGCUACAUUUGGAGGCUUCGGGACCACCAGCACACCAGCCCCUCAUACAUUUGGGAUCUCCACUACACAAGCUCCUCCCCCUUACGGUACCACCUCCACACAGGCCCCUCCCACUUUUGGAAGCACCGCCUCCACACAGGCCCCUCCCACUUUUGGCAGCACCGCCUCCACACAGGCCCCUCCCACUUUUGGCAGCACCGCCUCCACACAGGCCCCUCCCACUUUUGGCAGCACCGCCUCCACACAGGUCCCUUCCACUUUUGGGGCCACUGCCUCCACACAGGCCCCUCCCACUUUUGGCUCCACACCCUCCACAAAGUCUAAUACCUUUGGGACCACCAUGUCACAGUCUACAUUCACUUUUGGAAAGUCAUCCUUGGAGUCCAGUGCAACCCAGCCCAGCUUCAGUUCCACAGCAGAACCCCCCAAAGCCUUCACCUUUGGAGCAGCAUCCUCGGCUCCAACUACACAGACUGCUCCUCCUGCUCUGGGACAGACUCCCAGCACAGUGCCCUCCUUUGGGACUCUGCCUAAGCCCUCCUUCUCCUUUGGCAGCUCCACAGCUGCGGCCCCUGCCUUUGGCACUGAGACCCCUCAGAGCUCCAGCGCCUUCACGUUUGGCAGCUCUGCUCAGCAGCCUGCCCCCUCCAACACACAGCCCUCAGCUGUAUUUAAGUUUGGGGCUGCAUCACCCCCCCAGUUUGGGACACCCGUCAACAACAUUGCACCCCAGAUGGGAGCGUUCACAUUUGGGGCCACGAACUCUGACAAACCAGCUUUUGGAUCCCCAGCUUCUGUGUUUGGGCAGCCCUCUGCGCCUGCUCCCAUUCCCUUUGGAAGUCCAGGGACUCUAGGCCAGAGCUUCAGCGCUGGUCCUUUUGGCUCUCCAGUCACUCCCUCAUUCUCUAUCGGUGCUGGUUCAAAACCUUCAGCCACACGGCAGAGGCUCCAGGCUCGGCGACCACACAACCGCAAGAAGUAACCUAAAUUGUGCUAUGACUCCACACACCUCCACUCAGACUGACCCUGAGCACAGACUUGAUGCUGGGCUGGACAUGCACUGAGGGGUAAAGUGCACAUUGGACUCUCGCUGAAGCCUCAUGCUUUAGGAGCACCUAAAGAACCAGACUUGUACUAUACUUGAAAAGACAUGCUGUUCACUUGGAAUCAUUGUUCAUUGUUUUAAGUUAAAGAUGAGUCUUUUAGUGUUUUUAUGAUUUCAACUUUUUAAUGUCGCCAUAUCCAUUUGAGCACACCGCACCUGCCCUGAGUGGUCAGGUCAGGUCCUGUCCCUUUCUGUAAACCAAUCGGAACAUCAAAUGUGCGUUCAACAGGCUGUCUUCUGCUACAUUUGUAUUUUACUAAAGCAACAAUGGUCAGUGACCAUCCUUGAACUGCUCAGAUGGGCUUAGACCUUAACAUGGAGGUCCCUCUUUGUUAAGAUGUAGAUAAUUUAUGUGCAUAAAUAAUUUUUAUGUAAAUAAAUAUUUUUCUGAA
This is a messenger RNA of Periophthalmus magnuspinnatus, 4989 nucleotides long. It is a transcript of the gene pom121, whose product is annotated as POM121 transmembrane nucleoporin. Gene Ontology annotation, cellular component: nuclear pore. NCBI's taxonomy places the organism in Eukaryota, Metazoa, Chordata, Actinopteri, Gobiiformes, Gobiidae. The record is from RefSeq and is a predicted model, not a curated record. The coding region runs from base 1022 to 4474 and encodes 1150 amino acids. Gene Ontology annotation, molecular function: structural constituent of nuclear pore. Gene Ontology annotation, biological process: protein import into nucleus; RNA export from nucleus. The transcript has 13 exons.